AUGGCCGACGCCGCCACGUACGACUCGGGACAGUACACCGGCUGGGACGCCGCACCCGACCCGCCAGCCGCAGCCACCACGGCCGCGUGGGACACCUGGACCGCCGACGACUCGCAGCCCACCUCGACCGCCGCCGACCAAGACUGGACCGCGGCCACGACGACCCAGGCGUGGACAGAGCAAGCUUGGACGUCGACGACUACGACGAGCGCAGCGGCGAGCCCGUGGUCCCCCACCGCCGCCGCAUGGACUUCCCCCUCCUCGUCCUCGUCCAUCUGGACCCAGCCUCCCUCGUCCUCGCCGACUACCUCGUCAGCCACGGCCAUGGCCACAUCUUCUACCUCUUCUUCUUCUUCGGCCUCGUCGUCGUCGGCCACCUCGGCCGCCACCGUCGCCUCGACCUCGUCCACCUCCUCGACCGACCGGUUCGCGACCGUCUCGCGCUACUCGAACCCGUCCCAGGCCGCCCUCGCGUCCGACGCCUCGGGCAACGGCACGAGCUCGAGCUCGCCCUUCAAGAUCUCGUACCUCAUCCCCGUCUUUGUCGGCCUGCCCAUCAUCGCCGCCUUCGCGCUCGCCGCGUGCACGUACGGCAAAUGGUGGGGCCGCGGCGGCAAGGCGCGCUCGGCGGGCGACGACGACGACGCGCACUACACGGACGGCAACGUCGGCGCCGGCGCGUGGUGGGGCGGCGCAGUCGGCGGCGGCUCGUUGCGCAGCCGCAAGGGCGGCGUCGACCCGGACCAGGACGCCGAGGAGCGCGGCGGGCUCGUCGACGACAAGUACGACGACAAGGACGCCGGCUCGUCGCCGAUCAAAGGCGGCGGCGCGUCGCGGUGGAGCAACCUGCUCGGCGGCGGGUCGAGGCCCGAGCGCUUCGAGGACCACCCCGACGUCCCCUUCCUGUCGAUCUCGCACGCCCCAGCCGUCCAAGACGCGCCGUUCGUCCCUCCUCCUCGCUCGUCGUCGACGCACGACUUCCUCGCUCGCGGCCAAGUCGCUCAGGGCCCGAGCGCCCGUCACCUCGGCCCGGGCCCGUGGGCGUCGACCUCGGCGGCGCACCGCUGGGUCGCCCGCAGCGGCAGCGUGCGCAGUACAAGCAGUCGGCUGAGCGACAAGAUCCGGGCGCGGUUCGGCAUCGGCCAGGGCGCGCGCGACGACUGCCCGUCGCCGUCCGUCUACUCGCCCAACGUCGAGGCGGGCACCAUGGGCACGGCCGGCGCCUACAUGGGCCUGCACAGCGCGCUCGAGGAGGACGACGACGAGCACGUCGACGGCGGCAAGGUCGACUACGAUGCGCUGCUCGGUGCGGCCCGAGUCGGGCACGGCGACCUCGCGCGCAAGUACGCCCAGGGCGAGGUCACCGACGAGCAGCUGUUCCCUCCUCGACACGAGCAGCGCGUCGACCCGGCCCUCGAGCACGACGCGCGCGAGCGCUACUACGCCCGGCACGGCGCGCCGUCGCAGCCGGCUUCGAGCGGCCCUUUCGCCGCCGCCACCGGCCAGCCGUACCGCGACGCCCCGCCCGCCUUUGCCGUCACGCUCCCGAGCGCCCCGUCGCGGCUCCAGGUCUCGCCCAAGAAGUCGGCGACGGUCCUGUCGCGCGCUGCGCCCGAGACGCCCGAGCGCGAGCGCACCGGCGGCAGCCACGCCCUCGGCACAGGCGACCUCCUCUUCUCGUACGAGUCGCCCGUCCGCAGCGCCACGGCGUCGGCUCAGCGUCGCCCGCUCCCCUCUGCGCCUCGCGCCUCGCCAACGCGCGCCUCGACCGCCCCGCUCACCGACGCGCCGCCCCGCAUCCCGUUCCGCCAGCAGGCCCCACCUCAGCUCUCGCGCCACGCCGCACCUCCUCCCUCGAGCCCGUCGCGCCCCGACAUCUUCUCGAGCGCCGCUGCUGCCGCUGCCGCGCCGCCGCCGCCGACGACGAGCCGCGCGCCGGUCGGCUCGCCCAUGCCGGCCUACGACGGCCUCGCGUCGAGCGACGAGCCGCUCUCGCUCGAUGGCGUCGGCGCGUACAUGUUUGGCGCGCCGGCUGUCGUACCGCAGAGCGAGCGCCGUGGCACGACGACGAGCGGCGGCGGCGGGCGCACGUCGCCGACCAAGGAGCGCGCGCUCGGGCCUCGCGCCGAGCAGCAGCGCCCGCAGCCGCAGCCGAAGCACAAGCGCUCGGGCUCGGACCUGCAGCAGGGCAUGAGCUCGGCGCCGAUGGCUGCCCGCCAGCAGGCGCACGAGCCGUCGUCGGCGUCUCGCAGCAGGUCGACGCCGACCAAGGUUCGGCCCGUCUCGGCGUACGCCCAGCUGCCGAGCCAGCCUCAGCAGCAGCAGCAGCAGCAGCAGCAGCGUCUGGCUCAGCUCCCGAGCCGGCAGGACCUGCGCUCGACGGCGGCGGCAGCAGCGACGGCGCCGACGAGCCGAGCGCGCGAGUCGCUCGGGUUCGACCCGACCUUUGGCGAGGGCCCGGCGCUCGCGCCCCUGCAGCACCCGUCCAAGGUGCGCGCCGCGAUCGAGAACAUCGAGACCCGAGGGCCGGCGCCGCAGCAGCAACAGCAGCACCGCAAGACGGCCUCGUCGUCGUCGCCGACCAAGGGUCAGGCGGCGCCGACGACGUACCGGCGCGCGCUCGGGCGCAAAGCGCUCGACAGCGACUCGGACGACGACCGCGACACGGUGUCGACGGCGACGCACGACACGGAGCACGGCGACGACGCCGAGGCGAUCGCGACCAAGCGCCGCCUGUCGACCCUCAUCCUCAACCGGUCCAAGUCGCAGUCGGGCACGCUCGGCGGCAGUGGAGCCGAGGGCGACUCGUCGCCCGAGCCGACGAGCUUUGAGAACGAGGGGCGCAGGGAGAGGCCGCUGUCGAGCGACCCUCGGCGCCUGUCGAUGAUGCUCCGCCGAGGCUCGAGCGGCGCGCACCUCGCGACGCUCGGCAGCGACGAGUGA
This is a messenger RNA of Rhodotorula graminis WP1, 2943 nucleotides long. RefSeq lists its product as uncharacterized. The record is from RefSeq and is a predicted model, not a curated record. Bases 1 to 2943 code for a protein of 980 amino acids. The transcript has a single exon. Lineage: Eukaryota; Fungi; Basidiomycota; Microbotryomycetes; Sporidiobolales; Sporidiobolaceae.